CCAUCACACACUCUGGGCCUGUGGUGCCACUUGUAUGUGUGUUUCUAAAUCAAUGAUGAGGGUAUCGGAACCCAUACUGGACAUGGAGAUGGCAAAUUACAGUGAAGUUUUGGACCCAACUUACACAACUUUGGAGUUUGAAACUAUGCAGAUUCUGUAUAAUUCAAAUGAUAGUUCUGUCCCAGAGACCAGUAUGAAUACUGCAGAUAAUAGUGUCAACUGUCUAUGUGCUAUAUGUGGGGACAGAGCGACAGGAAAGCACUAUGGCGCCUCCAGCUGCGAUGGGUGCAAGGGCUUUUUCAGACGCAGCAUCCGCAAGAGUCACGUUUAUUCCUGCAGGUUCAGUCGGCAGUGUGUUGUUGACAAAGACAAGAGGAAUCAAUGUAGAUACUGUCGAUUAAGAAAGUGCUUUAGAGCAGGAAUGAAAAAAGAAGCCGUGCAAAAUGAACGUGAUAGAAUAAGCACCAGAAGAAACACAUUUGAAGGCAGCAACAUCCCCUCCAUUAACACACUGGCACAAGCAGAAGUUCGGUCUCGCCAGAUCUCAGCCUCAAGCCCCGGUGCGAGCACUGACUUAAAUGUUAAGAAAAUUGCCAGUAUUGGUGAUGUCUGCGAAUCCAUGAAACAGCAGCUCUUAGUCUUGGUGGAAUGGGCUAAAUAUAUUCCUGCCUUUUGUGAAUUACCACUGGAUGAUCAGGUGGCACUUUUGAGAGCUCACGCAGGGGAACAUUUGCUGCUUGGAGCUACAAAGAGAUCCAUGGUGUAUAAAGAUAUUUUGCUUUUGGGAAACAACUACGUUAUUCACCGCAACAGCUGUGAAGUCGAGAUUAGCCGUGUGGCCAACCGGGUGCUAGACGAGCUGGUCCGACCAUUUCAAGAAAUUCAGAUAGAUGACAAUGAGUAUGCUUGUUUGAAGGCAAUUGUGUUUUUUGAUCCAGAUGCAAAAGGGCUAAGUGAUCCAGUGAAGAUUAAGAACAUGCGGUUCCAAGUGCAGCUGAGUUUGGAGGACUACAUCAACGACCGGCAGUAUGACUCCCGGGGCAGGUUUGGGGAGCUGCUCCUGCUCCUGCCCACGCUGCAGAGCAUCACUUGGCAAAUGAUUGAGCAGAUACAAUUUGUUAAACUGUUUGGGAUGGUGAAGAUUGACAACCUACUUCAGGAGAUGUUACUGGGUGGUGCUUCCAGUGAGGCUAACCAUCUCCAUCAUCCAAUGCACCCACAUUUGUCUCAAGAUCCAUUAACUGGACAAACUAUACUUUUGGGUCCAAUGUCAACACUGGUUCAUACAGACCAGAUCUCAACUCCUGAAACCCCACUUCCUUCUCCACCUCAAGGCUCUGGACAAGAACCAUACAAAAUAGCUGCCAAUCAAGCUUCAGUCAUUUCACACCAGCCUCUCUCCAAACAGAAGCAAUUGUGAGAAUAUGUUUACUUCUGAAUGGCACUGCAUAAAUGUGAAAAGUUGUUGGUCUAAAAUAUCUCAGGAUAGCACUUUUGGCAAACUCUUAGCCAAGGGUUCUUCAUGGUGCUGUUAUAAGAUGGUAUCCUGUUUUCUUGUUUAUAUGCUUAUUUUGUUUGUUGUUGCUAUUGUUUAAAACCUUUAGAUGCAACCAAUGUAUAUCUGAAUUGCAACAUGUUUAUAUGGUAUAAACUUGUACUGUGCCUGAACCAGUUGAAUCUUAUGUACUACUUUCAUUUGUUGUCUUAUUAUUAAUUUAAAUCUGUAAAUAAUUGCUUUAUGGUGAUGUGAUACGGAACUGUUCUUUUUUGACUGAAAACAGUAGAUCAGAAAUCCCAGAUUAAUAUUAAAUGAACCAAGGUUUUUUUAUAAAUUUUAAACUUGCAAAUUAAAAAAAUAAAGCAGUCGCUGUAGAUUAGGGUAUAUUUCUUUAACGAAGAAUCACUUAUGGAUAUCCCGUGGCUAAGAAGCAUCUUUUUGGCCCACAGUUAAAUAUGCCUAUUUUAAGUUUAGAAAAUUAUAAAUAGGCAUUCCAAAGAUGACUGGGUAUUCCUUGAAAUCUGCCUAUAUUUGAAGAUGUAUGUUAUAGUAAACACGUUAAUUUUAUCAGUUAGGAUACAGGCUAAACUGUAAAAAAGAAAACCUUAAAGAGAGUGGCUCAACCAAGAUAGACAUUUAUUUCCUUCUCCUAAAACAAUCUAGAAGUAGUCAUCCAUUGACUAGAACUUAGCACGUGCCCACAUCUGGUUCUCAGGGAGGCUGGGAGUGUAGCCUUUAGGUAGAAAGCCUCAUGCCAACAAAAACUGUACAUGUCUGGGCUUCUGAUAUCAGGAGACAAAUUAGCCAUCUCUCACACACGUGUUGCCUCAUUUAAUCCUCAGAGCAAUCCUGUAAGAGAGGUAUUAUUGUCUUUCUCUUAUGAAUAAAGAGAACCUUUAGCUUAGACGGUUUCAAUAAUGUAACCAAAGGUCAUUAAGCUAAAGAGUAGGAGAGCCUCACUCAAGUCCAGGUUUGGUUGACUUUAAGGAGAAUGCAUUUUUGGUAUGGAAUGAAAAUGUGGGCUUCUUACUGUGGUUUUUAAAUAUAUGCAGUAGAGUGAUGAUUGAAUAUUAUCCAUUGUGUUACCUGUUAACACAUAUAUACAUGUAAAUGAGUGUAAAUUUGUUGCAACAUGAAUAAGAAACCACUGUUGUACUUUUAAUAAGAGUCUUCCCCCUUAAAAAAAUGCUUUUGAACAGAUUAAAGAAAAUAAAAUAUAUACCAGGUAGGUUAUGAUGAAAGCAAAGACAAAUUUAAAUCACUGACUCAGUGCAUAUUUUCAAAACUCCAAUGGACUGAGGAAUAUAGUUCAUUGGAACCCAAAACUAUUUGAUAUUAUCUAAAGCUGGAGCUUCUUUAAAAACAACUGACAGGCUGCCUAAAGAGACAGUGAUGUCUCUCUCUCUCUCUCUCUCACACACACACACACACACACACACACACACACACACUUUGCUGAAGCAGGGAAAAACUGGUUUAGUAAUUAUUAAUGAUAUAAAAAGGGUCCCCCAAGCUGCAAGAGACUGAAUUAAAUGAUUUUUAAUAGAACCUUUAAAAAUUUCUAAGAUUAUGAUUUCAUAGCCCACACUUACCCUGCAAAUAAAAAGCUUCUGUUAACUGUGACUAAUUUAUUAACUCCUAAAAUGGGAAAAUGAUUACUUAGAAGCUAUCAUUGAUUUAAUAGAAUCAAUAAAAUUCCUUUCAGAGCUGGUACCUGGAAACUGUAAAAUAUAUCUUUGAGAGAGGGUGAGAAAAGAAAAAAAAAGUAACUCAUUUUAAAAAAAAUUUACCUUAGUAUCUCUAUUUCAUAAAUAAGAAUGCUUUUGAUUUUUAUAAAUGAAAAUAUAUUUGUAGUUUUCUGUUUAAUUUUUUAAUAUCUUAGAAGAUAUUAAAAAACCUUUAAAAUAUAAAAAAUAAUUCAUUUUUAGUGAACCUUCUAACUUAUCUACAUAUAUUUACUAAACAGUCAUGUUUUAGAAAUUAUUGCUAACAAAUUGGUUUUAAUAACUAUGGUCAGGGAAUGUGUAAUAUAAUAUUUUUGUAUACUUAACUGCCAAAAAUGCUGGACAAAGAGGAACUGAAGUUUUCAGCAUAUCUUCAAAAUAUUGAUAAGGAAAGUUAUUGCUUUUAUAUAGCACAAAACUUUUUUCAGGUAAUAAAAAAGGAUAAUUUAUUGUGAAAUAAUGAUUCAUUUUAUAAAUGUAAAAUUAUUUUUAUAAAUUUCAUUGUUGAAAAUCAAAAAUUACUAGAUUUUUUUAUUGUUAAAUUAUAGUGAAAUUAUAAUAUUUCUAAACUGUGAUACCAUAUUGUUUCACUGAACUUUCUAAAUAAAAAUUGAGA
Hippopotamus amphibius kiboko is the source of this 3838-nucleotide messenger RNA. It is a transcript of the gene HNF4G, whose product is annotated as hepatocyte nuclear factor 4 gamma. NCBI's taxonomy places the organism in Eukaryota, Metazoa, Chordata, Mammalia, Artiodactyla, Hippopotamidae. Gene Ontology annotation, molecular function: nuclear steroid receptor activity; RNA polymerase II cis-regulatory region sequence-specific DNA binding; zinc ion binding. Gene Ontology annotation, biological process: regulation of transcription by RNA polymerase II; cell differentiation; anatomical structure development. Gene Ontology annotation, cellular component: nucleus. The transcript has 10 exons. Bases 35 to 1420 code for a protein of 461 amino acids. The record is from RefSeq and is a predicted model, not a curated record.